AGCACUACUUACAUAUUGUCACCAUUCAAUAUUGAUUGUAAUAUAUAUCGAUAUCUCUAAGUUAAAUUUUUCUAAAUUAACCACCUUAAUGGAUCAAGUGAGUAGUGCUACUGAAGUUGAUGAUCAAGGUGGCAAUAGCAAAUCAGUGAAAGUGUCAAAAUGGAGAGAGAGUGAUGAUCAAUUUGAAGGAUCAAUAGGAGAGAAACCAUCAAGAAAUGAAGUUUGGGGAUGGUAUCUUUAUGAGUUUUGUUCUUACUUUGUUCAAACGGUUCUUAUACCUGUGUUGUUUCCUCUUAUAAUAAGUCAGUUACAGAUUCUAGCUAAGGACCCUUUUCAGGAGUGGCAGAGUAAUCACCAUGGGAUGCUUUGUUCAGACAAGGAAAUUCAUCUGUACAGCACUCUAACAAAGAGAACUAUAACAGUAAACGGUUCAAACUUCUCUUCUUUAGAAUGGACAUCAAUUGCAUGGGUAUCAGGUCUAACAUUAUCCAUUCCAAUCCUCACCUUCAUCUCCUUCCACCUCAAUGGCCAUUACAAUUCAAUCAUCACAGCAUCAUCAACAGCCAUUGGAGUUUUCUUCUGUUUCCCAGCUGGCUUCUUCAAAACUACCUUAAUCUUCAUUCCCUACAUUGCUUUCAUUGUCUUAGCAACCACUGUUUCAACUGCUUCUCACACUCACCACCUUUCUCUCAUGAUUCUUUCCUUCAACAAAAAAAACCAAAACAGACACAAAAAAUCUAGCUUUUUCUCUCUUUAUGCAACUUCUUUUGGUUGUUUAGGUUCAGCUAUAAUCUCUUCUUUCAUUUAUCAUAUGCUUAGAGAGCCUGAUGAUAGAAACCUUUACACCCUUUGGAUUGUUUCAAUUUUCAGUGGCUUAAUUUGGUUAAUUGGUAUUUUACAUGUCAUUACAGCUAUAAACAGAACCUCUGUUUCCUCUGUUUCUUUGAUAAACUCAAUCUUUUAUCCUUGUUCUAUACUUAAAUAUCCAAAUGCAAUUGGAGGGCUUUUUGGGGUUUUCCUUUCAUCAUUUACCACUAUGUGUAUUUUCACUGGUUGUGUGCUUUUUAUUGUGGGCCAGCUUUGUAUUAAGCCACUACACUUACUUUAUUUUUGGUUAAUUUAUUUUCUUUUUCCUUUGGUUUCUAUGCCACUUUUGCACCAUUUACAACAACUUAUUAAAGCAAAUUCUGUAAAAAUGAAAAUAAUUGGUUUUCUUUUGUCACUGUUGUCUUCUGGUUUUGGAUUUUAUUUUUGGGAGAGUCAUUGGAAAUGGGGUCAUGUUUUGUUAUUUGGAGGGAUACAAAGUAUUGGAAGUGGAGUUUUGCAUGCAUAUGGAAGAGUUUUGGUUUUGGAAUGUGCUCCUAUUGGGAAAGAAGGUGUUUUAUGUGUUUGGUAUGGUUGGAUUAGAGCUGCUGGUUUGUGUUUGGGUUUCACUGUUGCUUCAGUUGUUCCUGGACAAAUUAGAACUUCUUUUGGAUCUGCUUUUGUUGCUGCACUUGUUGGAAUUAUUGUUCUUCUUUUUGGUAAUGUUGGUGAUGAUGUUGGGGCAAAGCAUGUUAGUAAUGAAAGUGAUUCUCAUGGUAAUCAUAAUCUUGGUUUAGAUUCUAAAGAAUCUGAUAGUGUUUGAGACUCAAAAGGAAAAAAUAAACCAAUGUUAAUUACAUCGACACUAGACAUGAUAUACACAUUUAAUAAUUUGACAAAAAGAGAAUUAAUUCAAUGUAACAAUAUGUGUAUAUGUUACAUUGACGUAUGAUACUAACAUGGAUGAAACACCGGAUAUGUUUUGAAUUUGAAGUGUUUAUUAUUAGCUUAUAUGUUUUAUGUGUUUUUAAAUUCUUUACAAAUGAUGUUAGUGUAUGCAAGAGUGGUAAUUAUUAAUUGGUUUUGUAUUA
Cicer arietinum (chickpea) is the source of this 1895-nucleotide messenger RNA. RefSeq lists its product as uncharacterized. Lineage: Eukaryota; Viridiplantae; Streptophyta; Magnoliopsida; Fabales; Fabaceae. The record is from RefSeq and is a predicted model, not a curated record.